Molecule: messenger RNA, 6358 nt
Organism: Corticium candelabrum
Lineage: Eukaryota; Metazoa; Porifera; Homoscleromorpha; Homosclerophorida; Plakinidae
Exons: 11
Coding region: 76-6021 (1981 amino acids)
Source: RefSeq, a predicted model, not a curated record
CUUGUGCACCAAACGAAAGCCGGCUCUUUCUAUCUCAAAUCCGACGAGCUCAUUUGCCAAGCGAAAGCACAACCGAUGGCCCAAGACUUGGGCGGCUUAGGCUCUGCGCUAGGCGGGGAGCUGGCUGGUCUGCUCGACUUUCUCAAUCGCAUCCCGCGGGAGGCGCUGAGCACCGACGAGGAAGCAGCGAGGAAACACUAUGUCGAGCUGUGCAAGGACAUGCACAAGAGGAAGCUGGCUAGACCUCCAGAGCUGCCGCCGAGACCGUUGGGAGGACAGCUGGAGGCCGGAAUGCGCACGAAAAGCGUCCCGGAUUGUCGUGUGGACGCCGGGAUGGAGCUCGAUCCUUCUGUACGAGCUGGCUCACGUCUGUCUCAGCACUCUCUGCUACAUGACAUUGCGAGUGGCGAUGAGUCGCCUGGAGUACAGGCCAUCAAUGAAUCUGCGAGUGAAGUCUCUGUCUAUUGGUCUGGUCAUCUGAAUCACGGCAGCAAGAAGGAGGGUAGCAUACGAAUGUCGUGGAAUCGUCGCUGGUGUGUUAUUCGCGACGACCGACUCUACUGCUACAAGACGGCAAAUGAUCAACUAUCGAUAAACGAGUAUUCACUUUAUGGCUGUCAGGUUGCUCUCACAGCGGAUGGUGAAGUUGAGAAGGCUCAUUCAUUUAAAGUCAUUCAGUACGGAAGGAGGGAUUCGGAUGCUAUAUACUUUGCCGUAUUUGUUGCUGAAGACAUGACUAGUUGCCUACAAGCAUUUACAGUCGCAUCAACAGUCAGAGGCGCGACUGCUGUUGAGUUUCAGCAGCCGAGAGCUAAAUCGACUUCAUUUUCUAUGCUCAUGAGUGAUGAAACGUACCAACGACCUAGGCCAUUUCUGACUAAGCCAGUGAUGAGACCGCUAAAUCAACGAGGCCGGACCUCGGGAGCUUCAUCAACUCCCUUGUCACUAACAUCUGGGCCUCUGUCAGCGACUUCAGGACCUUUGUCAGUUACGUCAGAUACAAGUGGUCAUCAAGGAUUAGAUGAAGGAACAGAUGCUUAUGAGGCGUUAGAUGAGGCAGAGCCUGAAAGCAGCGACCAGGAAAGGAUAAGAAUUGAGGUGGACGUAAUCGACACAGUGAAGCAACCAAAGCGAAAAAUUGUGAAAACUAGACAAAUGGUCCCUGAGCAUGAGUCAGUUUAUGAGGAGCUGGACUUCCCCAUUGGAUCUGAAGAAGAUCUUGCAGACGAUCAUGGCUCACCAGAGGAAUAUUCAGGCACAACAGCUUCAUCGACGGAUGCAAGUAGUACAUCGUUUGUACGAGAAACACGUAAGAGCGGUAUUCGUGGAAGUGGACGAAGAUUGAAGGAGUUAAUUUAUGGGAAAAUUCGCACAAGCAAACGGAGCACGUCUGAUCUGAAACACAGAGCUACUGAGCGGAGUGCUUUUGAUCUAAUUGAUGACUCGACCAUGUCUGGGUAUCUUAUGAAGAAGGACUCGGCUGGGCAUACAUGGAGAAGACGAUGGUGUGUGGUUAGAGAGACUUGCUUUUAUUAUUUCAGGUCUGAAGAGCAGGCCAAACCCCAACUUGCUGUAGUGCUUCGAGGCUGGACAAUCAAGUCAUACGAUGCCGACGCCAAACGACCACAUGCAUUCCAGAUAUCUCAUCAAGGAAUUUUACCAUACUGCUUUGCUGCGGACAGUCCUGAAAUCAAGGAAGAAUGGUGGAGAGCAAUCUCAUCUGCUAUCAAUCUCGAAUCGUUAGACAACAUUUCAGCUCCUAUGACUCCGGCAAAGAAUAAUGAAGGUAACAGCAGAAGCAGACACCUUAGCUCAGGCAACGAGCUAGAUGGAGAAGCACUACUAAAGGCCGUGCAAAGUUUGGGAGCUAGUUCAGCUACUAGUCCGGUUGACCAGCCGCCACCUUUGCCAAAUCGAGGCAGCAUGGCUACGAACGGUUCCACUACAGAUAGUCUCUAUGAUCAAUUAGGUCCACCUCGACCGUUGCCAACAGCCGUGGAGCCACGCACUUUGUCUCCUCGAGUGUCACUGUCAAGCAUGGCCAUGGAAAAAGAACUAUACAAUGUACCGCCCAAGAAAAACAUCAAGCUGAAUGUUGUUGAAGGAAUCUAUAACGUGCCGAGACCGAGCAGCGUAGACAAACAAAAUCCCAUGCCGAAAGCAGCUCAUGCUGGUGGAAGUGAUGACGAAGAAGAUCACUACGAGCCAUUGGAUCUACAGCCAUUGCCACCAAGGCUUAAUCUCAGUGAGGAUGGUGAAACAGAGAAAGAGAACAGUCGUAUUGCACAGGAAGCAUCACUUCAGAACAAGCCUGUUGAUGAUCACGUGUCUACCGAAACAGAUAAAGCAGAUGGAGAACUGGCAGAUGCCGAUGACGAGGACGAUGGGUUUCCUAAAAGAUCGGCAACUCUUCCAUCUAAGUUUGGUAGAUAUGUAGCCUCAGGAACAGCUACACUACCCAAACGAUUGCCUACGGAGAAGCCACUUCGUCCUUCAAGUAUUGCUUCAGGUGUAGUAGAGAUUGAUGGCUAUUUGUUCAAGAGAAGCAGACGGUUACGACGGUGGGUGCAACGAUACUGCAAGGUACGCAGCAAGAAAUUCUUCUAUUACAGAAAUAAAGAUGACCCUCCAGUCGAUGAGUUUCGAUUAUUGGGUCACGAGCUGAACAUCCCACCUCAGCCUGAUGUCAAACGACCAUAUGCAUUCCAGCUUAUGAGUAGAGGGCAUGGUUUGCGAAAUCUCAUCUUUGCUGUUGAUAACAAGCAGGAAUUUGAUCAAUGGAGAGAUGUCCUCUUGAACGCAUGCUCUAUUCAAGUUCGCCAAGUCAAUGACAUUUCACAGAUUCACGUUGAGGGUGGUGGCCCUGGUGAAACACAGCCCUUAGCUGUGGCUAAAGAGAGAUGUGGUAUUGAUGGGUCAGAACCAUGUCUGUGGAAAGUCGCUUCUGAGGGACAUAUGCCUUCAUCUGGAGAUAGUCCACCAGUGAAGAGAAGCAUGUCAGCAGAAGCUUCGCGUGGUCUGAAGAUUGUAGAUGAUGAGUGGACAAGAAGCAAGGAAGCACUUGAUCUUGCUGUUGAGAGAGCAGGUACACCUAAGAAGAGAGGUUGGUUGUAUAAUUCACUUCGAAGAUACCGGAAGAAGAGGCGUCGGAUGCCUUUGAUUGACUCUUUCAAGGAGGACGUGAACAGGGAGAUGCCAUUGCAAGAAGAUGACACAAAUGGAGUGAAUUUUCUUCAUCCUGACAACACAAAUGCGACAGCUGAAAAAGGCAGCACCCGGUCCAUUGAUUCUAAAGAAAUGAAAAUGCCUACUCCAGUGUCUACAUUCAAACCGACACUCAAACAAUCGCAUUCUGAUGUAGUCGAGUCUGUUGCAAAUAGAGGAACUAAGAAAGAAGUUCAUAGGACACACACAGAUCCUGAUACAAGAUCAGGAGGAGUAUUACGACGACUCAGUGACAAAUGGCGAUCACCUUCUCGCAAGAAGAAACAUCCAGAUGCUCAAUCGACCGUGUCAUCCAUGCGUCCAUUAUUAAACAACUUGCUUCACGUUCAAAACAACAAGGGAUUGUCUCGCACCUCGGCAUGGACACAAUACUGGUGUGUUCUUCAGGAUGCAUACAUUUAUUGCUAUAGGAGGAGUGCUGGUGCCGAUCCCAGGCCAGUCCUUGGUGUUCCUCUUAUUUCAGGACAUGUCGAGCGUUGCUCAACUGACGAAGAUGUACAGAAAGGGAAUUACCUAUUUCGUGUGAUACCGAAGGAAGAGGCCGGCACGAAUGGAGAUGUCAAGCCUGUCGUCUUUCGUGCUUGUGCAGAGCAAGAAUUGGAAAAGUGGGUUGGCACAAUAAGAGACCAUAUCAAGGAAGUGACAGAGGCGAAUGCCCUUUCUUCACUUGAUGAUAAUAUUAGGCAAGAGAGUGAGACUAGUGGAAGGAGUCGAGCCAACAGUCACAACGACAUGCGUGUAGAUCAGUUUGAGAGUGGUGAUCAUCCUCCAGAUCCUCCAGAACGUCCAUUCAGUCAUCAAACGCUGUCUGCAAUGUCAUCUCUGGCACCACCAGACGAUGAUGUUUACUUUCAUGAAAAUGACGUGUUUUCUCUAAAACAUUACUCGUCAACGAAAUCAAAGAAGAGCAUAGCAUCAGUGGUGGGAAAGUCGGCUGUUGAUUCUUCAGAACCUACACUACCGUAUUACAUUGAUACGGCUAAAGUAACUGGACCCUUGCUUUCACCAUUGCUUGCUUGUGCUACAGGUGACUCUCAAGAGGGUCAGCAGCAAGAACCAUCUUAUUUACAUGUAGAGGAUGCGAAUGAAAUUAGUGAGCAAGUUGUCAACGAUGAAACUAAAUCACUGGACAGAGACAUGGAAAACAAAAACAUCAGAGAAAAAUCUGGUUUGUUACGUCUUGAGGCUGUUGCUGACAACAGUGAGCCUUUUCAGCAUGCUGCUUUUCCUACUCCUUUAUCGUCACCCGAAGAAUCGGGUGAGGUGGAUUGUGAAGGAUGGCUGUCUAAGAAAACCAUGAUGAACUCUUGGUCGGAGCGCUACUGCCGCCUCACUGAUGGAAUACUGUAUCAUUACAAGAAUGAGACGGAAACAAAGCCCAUCCUGUCAAUGAGUGUGUCGGGUUGUCGUGUUCGUUUUGUUCAAGAAGAGAGAGGACGCCACAUAUUUCGAGUGGCUGCCGUCCACAGGAGUGGCGGGCAGCUUCUUGCAACUGCCGAGAGUGAAGACAUGACACGCUGGGUAAAUGCACUCAAACGGGCAGCCGCGAAUCAACCGAAUGUAGUGAAAAAGAGCCAGGAAUCAAAUGGAAGGGCAGUCGGUGCGUCAAAGCCCCGUCGGUCUCAUACGUUUCAUACAAAUGAAACAUCAGACAAACUUGUUCUUGAACGAAGUUGUAGCAACGGAGAAGGGAGAAAUCUCGAAGACAGACACAAGUCAAACGAGAUUCAAGCACCUCGAACAUCUAGUAGCGAAGGUGAUUUCAUAGCUGGCAUAUCAUCAUACGCCGAGCUUCGCAAGUCGUUUGGCAAAGGGAAGAAGAAGUGGAAGACGUCUGAUAUGAUUGACAAGACAAACAUUUCAGCCUUGGGAAUGCAAGAUGCUUCUCAGAAAGGGAUUUUGCACCAAAAAGUGGGAGUCACUGCUUGGGUCAGGCGAUGGUGUGCUCUUAAAGAUCGCUGUUUGUAUGUUUAUCGAAGUGCCAACGACAAGCAACCAGUAGACUCAAUUCUGCUGCCUGGAUGGGAAAUACAUUUGACAAAUCGCAGUGCACGAAAGAAAGUCAUUAAGAUCUGGCACCCGCAAAUGAAAUCAUUGUAUUUCUUUGCCGAUCGUGUGAGCCACAAUGGUUGGCUUUCAAGUCUUCAGGAAGCUACAAUGAUGAGCGGUGAGGACGGUAGUAAUUUGACAGUGUCGAGAGGCAAAACACUUACAGCCAGCUCAACGUCUGUCAGCUCUGGAGCCACGGCAAGUAGUUUUGAAACGGACACUUCAAGCGGAGAUCGUGAACCAAUACCAGAUCCAGAAUUUUGUGAAAACGGUACACAAGGCCGAUACGAAGAGGAAGUGGAGGCGGUGAAAGUAAAGCACGCGGCUCUCAACCUGCAGCUGUCAACACGCCACAGCGAACUCGAGAGAGAGCUUGCCGACUUGAAGCAGGAAAUCGACGACCUGCAGCAGAUUGUAAAUGCAAGCACAACCGGCAAAGGCGACUCGGAACGAAAACUUCGCUAUCUGUCGUUGAAAUACCAACAAAACGAUCGUGAACGCCGAGACGUGGAACAAGAAAUUUCCUUCAACAAGGCUGAUGAGCUGCGUGCGCUAGGAGAACUGGAAGAGCAGCAAAUCCGGGACCUAAAGGAAUCGGGCAUUACUGUGAAUGAUACUCAACAACUGUCGAGUGAUGAAAAAGUUGAUAGUUCAACCCAGGAUUUACUCAGCAGCGUGACACCACCUGUGAGACGAAGAGUCAGUCUGGAGGAGUUGAAUUCGCAAAAAGUGCAGCACGAAUUGUAGAUGUGAUGUGAUGUGAUGUGAUAACUCUACAGUGAUGAAGGUUCUUGUGAGAUGGAGAGCAGGGCUACGUGUACAUAAUUGGACAGAGAGGAAUAGGAAUACAAGUUAGACGAUGUCACGUGAUGCUUUUAAUGUAUACUCUAGGACGUGAGAUGAUACUAAGGUAUAUAGAUAGGCAUAGGUAGCUGGUGCUGUCUGUAUGUCACCACUUAUAUUCAUCGUAUAUGUACACCCUUUGCUAUUUUGUAUGGCCAUGGGUUAGCAGCAAGAUGGCUUUUUGUCCAGAGAUUCGAUCUUAGAUGAUAACAGGGAAGCAAACCGCUUUUUCUAAAUGCUA